GAAUUGUCACUUUUGGCAUUUUAACAUCUAUGAUAGUCUGCGGAUAUUUGCCAUGGAGGAUGUUGGUAUCGACUUCAGCUGGGCAGCCCCUGAGACAUUAUAUAAAAAGUAUCAUAAAUGAUAUGAUUUCAGACUCUGUCCAAAUCGAUAAAAUACAAUAUCAACUGACUGAGAACAUACAUAAUCUGGAGAAUAAAAUAUCAAUCGAAGGAAAGAAACGGGGAGAAAAACUUAAGAGGGAAGUUGAAAUUCCGUAUUGCAAAUCGUUUGAAAACUUGACUUUCAAGGAAUCGUUAACCGAAACCGUAAAGAUAGUGAACAGUUACAAUUUUACCCAUAUCGAUAAAUAUCUUCAACGUUUGCAGUUGGAUACAAAGGGGAUAGUCCACUUGACACAACAAAGGGAGAACUCAACAGCCCCCACCAUUGUGUCAGGAUUUUCAGACAAUCAUUACGACGAGGCAAUUGGUCUCUUCAACUCCAUUAACAACCCUGUUCGGAAAAUGUACCCUGAUUUAAAAUUUGUAGUAUUUGAUCUAGGAUUGACUGAAGAACACAGGAAAACUGUACAGAAAUUAUGUAACUGUGAUGUCAGGAGGUUUCCAUUUGAAAAUUAUCCAUCUCACUUGAAAUUCCUCCGGGGUUUCACAUGGAAACCCGUUAUAAUACAGAUGAUGCUGCAAGAAUUCGAUUUUGUUAUGUGGGUCGAUUCAUCUGUUCGAUUAAAUAAGAAUGUUGAUAGACUAUUCGAAAGAGCUAGGUACUUCGGGAUACAGGUUGUUGGUGGAUAUGGUUCUAUAGCAGUUCGCACACACAAUACUCUGUUUGACUUUCUGAAAGAGGAGCCGUGCUUGUUUAACUAUCCAGAAGUACAAGGUUGUUGGGUCGCAAUAAAGCGGUCUCUUUUCACAUUAAAGGUGUUGUUACAGCCCUGGGUAUCAUGCGCACUUCAGUAUGGUUGUAUGGAUUUUCCAUACUCAAAAGCGUUUCUUACGUGUUCGAGUAUGACCCAUAUUUUCCAUUGUCAUAGAUCUGACCAGUCUGUUCUCGGAAUCCUGCUUACUAGAUUAUUUCACGUAAACAGGCAGCUUUUCGUUUUCAAUGAUGGCGAAUUUGGUAAUGUGAGAAGAGGUAGCAUUGAAAAGUUUAUACAACAGGAUAGUGGACAUGCAUAA
Molecule: messenger RNA, 1175 nt
Organism: Ostrea edulis (European flat oyster)
Lineage: Eukaryota; Metazoa; Mollusca; Bivalvia; Ostreida; Ostreidae
Exons: 1
Coding region: 30-1175 (381 amino acids)
Source: RefSeq, a predicted model, not a curated record